Enhydra lutris kenyoni (northern sea otter) is the source of this 795-nucleotide messenger RNA. RefSeq names its product membrane spanning 4-domains A6A. The transcript is spliced from 7 exons. The record is from RefSeq and is a predicted model, not a curated record. Gene Ontology annotation, cellular component: plasma membrane; trans-Golgi network. NCBI's taxonomy places the organism in Eukaryota, Metazoa, Chordata, Mammalia, Carnivora, Mustelidae. Gene Ontology annotation, biological process: cell surface receptor signaling pathway. The coding region runs from base 61 to 795 and encodes 244 amino acids.
GGAAGUGCAGACACAUUUCACAAAUCUACGAUCUGUAAUGGCACCAUCAUAUCACAACCCAUGGCCAAUCAGACCAUCAUAGUUCUGACACCAAAUGGCAUCAACUUUCCCAAAACGGAGGAUCCCAAACCCACCAACCAGAGGCAAGACAGCCUAGAGAAACAUCUAAAGGCAGAUGUCAAAAUUCUUGGGACCAUCCAGAUCCUGUGUGGGGUGAUGGUGUUGAGUUUGGGAAUUAUUUUGGUAUCUGUUCCCUCUUCUCCACAAUUUGCCCCGACGCUUUCCGCCCUGUUGAAGGCUGCUUACCCAUUCAUAGGAGCCUUGUGUUUUGUCAUUUCUGGAAUUCUAUCAAUCAUCAUGGAGAAAAAGUCAACUAAGCCUUUGGCUCAGAGCAGCGUGGCUGCAAACAUUCUGGGUUCUCUGUUUGCUCUUAUGGGUUUUAUUCUCCUCUCGGUCAACCUGGCUGCUUUGGAUCCUGCCUUUUGGAAGUGUGAAUUGAACAAAGAGGACAAAGCACCUAUAGGGGAUUACUUUUACCAUUAUAUGCACCCAUAUAUUAAGAAUGAAUGUUUCAUGGCCAAAACUACUCUGGCUGGAACUCUGUCUGUGAUGCUAAUUUGCACGGCACUGGAGUUCUGCCUGGCCGUGCUCGCUGCUCUGGUUUGGUGGAAAAAGGCUCACUCCAACUUCACUGGGAGUGUGCUUUUCUUGCCUCAGAGUUACAAGAAUAAACCCUUGGCAAAACCCUUAAAGGCAUCUUCUGACCCUGGAUACGAAGAACUAUUGACUUCUUAG